CGUCGUGCUGGUCUGAAACCAGAGGGAGAGGAGAGGGAGAGGGAGAGAGAGAAAGAAAGAGAGAGAGAGAGAGAGGAGGCAGGUCGUCCGUCGCAGCCCUCCGCCGUCGCCUCUGCCCGAUCGUCGCAGCCCCGCAUCGGCCGAUCGUCGUCGCAGCCUCCGCCCCUCCUCCGCCUCCGCCCCCCGCCUCCACCCCGAUAUGUUGGCCCCCUCCAGUCCCUCCUCUUCCUCCUCCGCCCUCCUCCAGCCUCUCCCUCUCCCUCCUCCUCUUUCUCUCUCACUUUUUCGAGCCAAUUUCGAGCCGAAACUCUCGAGCUACCAAUCGUUACCGAUUUACAUAUAGUAAUGUAGUAAGAGAGUUGGGUUUACAAAAUUUUAUUAGAUGUGUAAUAAAUUAAAAAUAAACAUUUAUCUUAAUAUAUUAUUGUAGAUCAAAUUAUAAGAAUUGUCAAGAGUCGAAACAUUUUUCAAUCCAUAUUCCGUAGUGGCAGCUUAAUGAAUAUCGAUAUUUAUAGUAAUUAUAUAGAACUAUGAUAGGAUAAUUUUGAAGAAGACAAAUGUGACUUGCAUGUUGUGUUAAAAUGCUAUCCUGAAAUUGAGUAAAGAAGGCAAAAAGGUCCAUGAAGGUCGGAUUGGAAGCCAUAUAAAAGCUAGGAAUUCAAAGGGGAGAAGGCUUUCAACCAGAUUCACAACUCAUGUGAAAUUAGGAGUAGAAUAACUUAAUUAGAAGUAGUUCUUGGACUUAGGGUUGGUUAGUUUGUUUGUAUUUCAGUCUUUGUAACCAAGUUUGGCUCUAUCGAUUGUUGUGCUUUUGAAACUUGUGGUUUAAUUCUUCUAAUUAAAUGACAAGUUUACUUAUUCUUCAAUCGAAUUUCAAUUUAUUUGCACUUGUUUCUUCACACUGCAAUCUCCAAAGAAGUCCUUAAAACUAUCAUGGCAUAGGACAACAACCACAUUGCUUGAUCUAUUUGUUAUUCGUAAAAUUUUGGUUUCUCUGUCUAAUCUUUCCUGUUGAUUUAACCCAAACCAGAUUUUUGCUAACAUAUUUUGGCACGCCCAGUGGGACACUGCCUAAUUUGGAGUGAUAGCUAAGAAGAAACAAACUGAUCAGUCCCCAGAAAUGCAUGGGGAUCUUGAGAAGAGGCCUUUCGAUGGCACUGUCUUAGGAGAAGGUCAGGAUGAAAAAGUCAGAGACAAUGUUGAUGACAGCCAUUCAGUAGCCGAUCAGGGUGAUGGCCAAAGAUAUGGCCACAAUGUACUCAUGGAUGGCCAGACAAGUGGCUCUCCAGUGGAUGCUAAGAAAGCACUGAUUUUGCAUAUGAGUAAAGUUCUCGCAAGUUUGCCUCCACAUGAAAAUCAAGCUUCAAUUGAUGAAGUCCUUGUUGAAUUUGAGAAGCAUAACAUCAGGCCAAGUCAAUCAAGGCAACUCCGAGAUGAAGCUCAAAGGAGUAAGGAUUUAAUCUAGAAAGGGAUACUGAAGUAUGCUGAAAAAUAUAAAGGGGUCAUAGCAGUUGAUAGUGACCUAUUCACAAACAUGGUGGAGAUCAACAUGGUAGCAAUUGACUUCCAAUCGACUAAUCAAAAGAAGAAUGGGAAGAACCCUAGAGUUCUCUUGGUAGAACUAGAGAAACUCCACAAAGAAAUGAUGGAUAAGAUUGCCAAGGAGGCAAAAGGAAAGAAAGUUCAAGAAGAGCCUAGUGAAAGGUACAUUUGUUUUAGAUGUGGCACUGAAAAAGAAAGAGCCAAGGCCAUUAUGAUAGAUGGAAUUAAAAAAAAAAAUUGAAAAAGAUAUUGGCCUCAAGUUUAAUACCAUGGGAAAUGGUAACUUGCAGAUAUUUGAUAAUGAUUGUACGUUUUAUGAUGGGUUAGAUCCAGGGAUAUUUGGUCCUACAGAGAAUUAUGGAAAGGAUGAUGCUCCAUUUCUGUUCCAAAGAGCUCCUGUUCAUCCAUGCUUUGGGGGGCCAAGUAAUAUAAGGGCCAUGUUGAAACAGCAAAAAGGCUCUAUGCCAUAUGAAAACCUAAAGAUACUGACAAGGCCAUACAGUGGCCAACAACAAACUGGCAGGCUAUAUGGGGAACAACAACAGUUUGUGAGACCAUUUGGGGGACUUCAACAGUAGUAUCGUGGCCCAAGAAUGAGGUCAGAUAUGCAGCUAGUUCAACUAAACAUGGUAAAGCCUCCGAUACCACCCUAUUUAGGGUGGCAAGGGGUAGUUCAUCCAAAAUUUCUUAUUGGUGGUUAGAGACCAAUGUGAGAGACUGGAACUCAAAAAAAGAGGGAACAAAGGAAGUUUCAUGCCAUGAUGUCUAGGGUUGCAGGAGAUAAGCCAACUAGGAGGCAAGACUUAAUUUGGAUUAGAAAUGGAUUGGUUUCUGCUUCUCCAGUAAAUGAGGUGAAUAGGUCAACUUCUAGGGACCAUCCAGUGGGCCAGUUCGGAUUUUGAAAAGGAAAAUAGAAUCAGAAAAGACAAUUGACAGGCCUACUAAGAAGCUCUCUGAGAAAGAUUUGUGAAGACAGAAGUUGAAAAAAUUAGAAAAAGACUUGAUGUCCGAUGAAAAUGACAAGGAUGGGGAAGAUGUGGUAAUGAGAGAAGUUCAAAGCUUAGAAUUCUUUGUCGACAGAGGCAUAAACACAUGCAGAAGAGGGCCAAGAAUGAAGGAAGUGAAGUUAGUGGCCUAAGAAAGAGGAAUGAGGGUGCAAUACAUGGCAGUUGCAGGAGGAGAGAAAGUGCAAAGGUAGUUGCAGCAGUUGCAGUUCAUGGGAGUCUAGCAAAUGGACACAUGGCAGCACAACAUAACCAUUGGAAGCCAUAUAAAAGCUGGGAAUUCAAAGGGAAGAAGGCCUUCAACCAAAUUCACAACUCGUGUGAAAUUAGGAGUAGCAUAACUUAAUUAGAAGUAGGUCUUGUUCUUAGGGUUAGUUAGUUUGUUUGUAUUUAGAUUUUGUAAAAAAACCUUAUGAGUUAUGUGCUUUAUAUAAUAAUUUAGAUUUUGUGAGUUACAAAACUUUGAAAACAAGUUUCUUUGAUUUCUUUAAAUUAAGUACAUUCAAAAGACAAGAUUUAGGAAUUCAAAUUACAAUGUUUAUACAUAAAAAUAGUGGAAGGGACUUCUAUAACAAGUUAUUAUUAGAUGGCAACAAUUUGUAAGUUGUGAGUACUUAUACAACAUG
Molecule: messenger RNA, 3172 nt
Organism: Camellia sinensis
Lineage: Eukaryota; Viridiplantae; Streptophyta; Magnoliopsida; Ericales; Theaceae
Source: RefSeq, a predicted model, not a curated record